AACUCUUACGAUCAAUAAUAUUGCACAAUGAUCUCGAAAAAUGAGAAGAACAGAAACAGGAAAGAGAGAUGAGGAAAGAAAAUAUUUUUCAUUGGAAUCAUAACAAUCUCAAAUACGAUCGUUCGAAGACGAGCUUAUAAAAACGCGAGAAUCAUUCAGCACUGGUACAUAAGUAAGUAAUAUGACGAGGAUUAUUGCCAUCUCUGUUAGAACCAUUUUCUUUUGCGUGUUUGCAGAUGUAGUUCGUGGAUCGCAGAAUUAUUAUUGGAAUAACGCAAGAACGAGAUUUCCAAAACAUGCUUCCUGUACCUCGUGUAAUCGAGACUGGGCAGACACCUUGUCAUCUCCCUGGUAAGAGGCUUAAUGAUAAAAAGACAGGAUAAAAAGAAAAACAAAAACGUUCGCCAAAUUUAGAGAUUAAACAACGAGAGACCCAUUUAGUCUGACAUCUUGUCGUAUCUCCUAUAAGAGGCUUCAUAGUAAAAUAUAAAAAAGGUAUCCAAGACAAAACUACGAGGAAGUAUCAAACAACAGGGAAUAUCUUGAUUUCGCUGAAAAAUCCUACAACGAAUGGGUUCCUUCAAGCCCAAUGUCAACGUCUUAUUCUCUCAACAAAUACGAACACCCAUCGAGAAACGGAGGUGACGAUCCCACAGACGUCGCAAUAUCCGGAACGGGAAAUCCGUACCAACAUGAAGAUUCCUUUGAAGAUCGAGAAUCACAAAGGUUCGAUCCUUAUUUGGCUUCUAAGACUUCCACCGCUUCAUUAAGCCAAGAAGGAACGUUAAACCAACAUCCUUUUAUGUUAAUGACAAACUCUGACAAUAAUAAUAGAUUACUGAGUCGAAACUAUCGGCCUCAAAAGUUUCAUGAAUUUGGUGAUCACUCGAUAAGGAAUGUCGAGAACAAUCAAGAGUACAAGGUCGAUCGAUCGAAUCGAAUGAAUGAAAUUCUUUAUCGAAAGGUUCAAUCAUUACCGCAAGAAAAUACCAAGGAUUAUCAGCCCUCGAAAAAAUUUCUAGUCGUUUAUCGUGCCGAUCAAAAUGAAAAUUCGUUCGAACUCGAGGAUGAUACAUCGAUCUUCGAGAAAUCUGAUUCCGCUGAUGUAUUUAGAGAAUCGAGAAUUCCUCCUGAGAGUUUAGAGGAGAUCGAUGAAUCGGUUUCUUACGUAGAUUCGAAUUCUUUUUUUAGACACAAUCCUUCGGAAGAUAAAAUUAUCGAUUCCAUGCCAUUCGUCGAUAGGUCUAAGCUGUUUCUAAAAGAACAAAACAAACAUAAUAAUUAUUAUGAUUUGUUAAAGAAAUCUAAUAUCCCUAAAACUGUACGAUUUAUCGAUAGAGAUCAGCUGUUUCCCGAUUAUAAAGAAGUUGCCUCGUUUUGGCAGUUUCAUCGGGAUAAAUCAUCAGAGAGUCUAACACCCAAUAAAGAUUAUAAAGCGAAAGAAUCUACGAGAGAUGGCUCUUUUUUCGGCCAACAUGACAUUACUAAUAACGAGAAAGAAAAGUUAUUUCCCAUGGAAGGAUUAAAUAUGUUCAACAUGGAACAUAAUGCUACCAAGGGAACUUUUUUAAAGUUUGACCCCGAUAUUUUAGAUGAUAUUGAAAAUCCUCCUACUGAACCAACAGAACCAAUUACUAUGAGCGAAUCUACAGAGAGUUCGAUGAUGACAGAGAAUUAAUGAUGAUAAUACGAUUCCUUUGUGCUCAACAUUUUCUAUGCUCUCUUAUUUUCUUUUGCUUACUCGAUAGUAAAGAUGUAUGUAUAUAGAAUAUAUAUAAUAGAAAGUAUCGUACUUAUAAAUUCUCCUAUGAAUACGCCGAAAGUUAUGUAUAUUGAAACUUCGA
Molecule: messenger RNA, 1844 nt
Organism: Vespula pensylvanica (western yellowjacket)
Lineage: Eukaryota; Metazoa; Arthropoda; Insecta; Hymenoptera; Vespidae
Exons: 2
Coding region: 590-1678 (362 amino acids)
Source: RefSeq, a predicted model, not a curated record